Apodemus sylvaticus (European woodmouse) is the source of this 4241-nucleotide messenger RNA. RefSeq names its product activin A receptor like type 1 (gene Acvrl1). NCBI's taxonomy places the organism in Eukaryota, Metazoa, Chordata, Mammalia, Rodentia, Muridae. Gene Ontology annotation, cellular component: BMP receptor complex; plasma membrane. The transcript has 13 exons. The coding region runs from base 881 to 2389 and encodes 502 amino acids. Gene Ontology annotation, molecular function: ATP binding; transforming growth factor beta receptor activity, type I; SMAD binding. Gene Ontology annotation, biological process: dorsal/ventral pattern formation; transforming growth factor beta receptor signaling pathway; cellular response to growth factor stimulus. The record is from RefSeq and is a predicted model, not a curated record.
UCCAGCCCCUUCCCUGUCCCGGGAGGCCGCCGCGCCGCGCCAGCCGCGCGGAUCGAGCCCUUCCCGGGCUCCACAGAACGGCUCUGGACGUGAGACCCCCCGGCAGCCUCCGGCAAGGAGCGGCGGGGGUCCUGUCGCCCCGUGCAAAGAAAGGUAAACCGGGACUGAAGGACUGAAGGAUUCUUCCCUGCUGAGCUUCCUUCCACACAGAGACCACUUUCCCCAGGACAGGAGUGACUUCCCUGCUGACCCUCCUCAUAGAGACCACUUUCCCCAGGACAGCUCUUGCUUCCAGAACCUGGCACCUCAACCCUUACCUCUACAUGGUUGCAGAAUCCCCCUGCUGUGGAUGUCCUUUGUAUUCCCUUUGAGGGACUCCUAGCCCUUCCCCAGGCUGAGAUCCGGACUAUCCGUCAGCCCUGGAGAGAACAGCUCCAGGCUAGCUGCUUUCUUAGGCCUACCUUUGAAGGACACAUUCCCCUGCUUAUGAGCAGCUUCUGGACAGACUGAAUGGAAGCCUGAAGUGGCUGACAGACCAAGGGAUCUACCUAGCUGACCCACUGCAUGGGGUUCCACUACACAGAAGAAAAGCAAGUCAGUGAGGUGGAAGCUUGAUACACGCUCCAGAAGGACGUCUUCCUGCUAGCCAGCCAUUUCCCACCUCAGGCUCAGCACUCUCUUGUGGCUCUGAGGCUUUGAGAAGGGAAGAGUGGUACAGCUUCUGAAGCAAUAGCUGGUUUGGGUCCUGAGUUGAGGGCUAUCAUAUCAUACCAGAAUCACAUCUCUACCAACGUCCAUCAAACUUCUAGAAGAGUGAAACCCCAGGCAAGAGUGAAACCUCAGGCAACCCUUCCUGGUCAAACACUCAGUGUCUAAGACCAUGACCUUAGGGAUCUUCAGAAGGGGCCUUUUUAUGCUGUUGGUGGCCUUAGGCCUAACCAGGGGAGACUUGGUGAAGCCCUCCAAGCUGGUGAACUGCAUCUGUGAGAACCCGCACUGCAAGAAGCCAGUCUGCCAGGGUGCGUGGUGCACGGUGGUUCUGGUUCGAGAGCAAGGCAGGCACCCCCAGGUCUCUCGGGGCUGCGGAAGUCAGAACCAGGAGCUCUGCUUGGGUCGUCCCACGGAGUUUGUGAACCAUCACUGCUGCUAUAGAUCCUUCUGCAACCAAAACGUGUCCCUGAGGCUGGAGGCCACCCAAAUUCCUUCAGAGGAGCCAAAAGGAGAUACCCAUCUGCCUCUGAUCCUGGGUCCUAUACUGGCCUUGCUGGUCCUGGUGGCCCUGGGCGCUCUGGGCUUGUGGCAUGUCCGGCGAAGGCAGGAGAAGCAGCGGGGUCUGCACAGUGACCUGGGAGAGUCCAGUCUCAUCCUGAAGGCAUCUGACCAGGGAGACAGCAUGUUGGGGGACUUCCUGGACAGCGACUGUACCACGGGCAGCGGCUCCGGGCUCCCCUUCUUGGUGCAGAGGACAGUAGCAAGGCAGGUCGCGCUGGUGGAGUGUGUGGGAAAGGGCCGAUAUGGUGAGGUGUGGCGCGGUUCGUGGCAUGGCGAGAGUGUGGCUGUCAAGAUUUUCUCCUCCCGAGACGAGCAGUCCUGGUUCCGGGAGACGGAGAUCUACAACACAGUUCUGCUUAGACACGACAACAUCCUAGGCUUCAUCGCCUCCGACAUGACCUCGCGGAACUCCAGCACGCAGCUGUGGCUCAUCACCCACUACCACGAACACGGCUCCCUCUAUGACUUUCUGCAGAGGCAGACGCUGGAGCCCCAGUUGGCCUUGAGGCUAGCUGUGUCCGCGGCCUGUGGCCUGGCCCACCUACACGUCGAGAUCUUUGGCACUCAAGGCAAACCAGCCAUCGCCCAUCGUGACCUCAAGAGUCGCAAUGUGCUGGUCAAGAGCAACUUGCAGUGUUGCAUCGCAGACCUGGGACUGGCUGUGAUGCACUCACAAAGCAGCGAUUACCUGGACAUCGGCAACAACCCCCGAGUGGGUACCAAGAGAUACAUGGCACCGGAAGUGCUAGAUGAGCAGAUCCGCACAGACUGCUUUGAGUCGUACAAGUGGACAGACAUCUGGGCCUUCGGCCUAGUGCUGUGGGAGAUUGCCCGGCGGACCAUCAUCAAUGGCAUUGUGGAGGAUUACAGGCCACCCUUCUAUGACAUGGUACCCAAUGACCCCAGUUUUGAGGACAUGAAAAAGGUGGUGUGUGUUGACCAGCAAACCCCCACCAUUCCUAACCGGCUGGCUGCAGAUCCGGUCCUCUCCGGGCUGGCCCAGAUGAUGCGAGAGUGCUGGUACCCCAACCCCACCGCUCGCCUCACUGCACUGCGCAUAAAGAAGACAUUACAGAAGCUCAGCCACAAUCCAGAGAAGCCCAAAGGGAUUCACUAGCCCAGGGUCACCGGACUUUUCUCUGCCUAAAGUAUGUGCUGGGGCAGAAGAUGCAGCCUGCCUGGGCAGAGGUAGCAGCGUGAGUGUAGAGAGGUAGGGCGGCACACCCUGCCCUAUGUGCCCUGCUCAGCUUGCCUCCCCUCCUCCCCCCAGCCCAUACAGCCAAAAAUACAGCUGGGCUGAAAUUCAAUCUGCCUCCGUCUGGCCUGCCCAAAGUGGCUGGCUCUCUGACGCCUGGCUGGUUUCCCCAUCCCCAAGGCCAGCAGGGUACACCCCCUACCACUCCCGGGACAGAGUGGCCAAGCCGGGGAAUCCUGGGCCGGGAUCCUGGGCUUUCACUCCCCUGUACCCUUGGUCAACCUUACUGCUCCAUCAGAGCUGCCAGGAUGAUGCAGGGCCCUGUCCAGCUUCUGUAGACAUUCCACCUGCUGGGGCUCGGCCAGAGGGGCACUCGGCAGCCUCGGUGUCUCUCUGUGGGUGUUUAUUGCUUCUGUGAUGCCUUUCAGUUGUCCUGACUAGACCCCCUGGCUAGUGAGUGCUAGUCUCUUGGGACAGGCGGCACCUGACCUUCUGUCCCCUUACCGUCUCAGCUGACUCAGCAGGGCAUCAAAACCCAAGAGUCCUCUGAGGAGAAGGCCAAGCACAGUGUAAGGGACCCAGAGCAGCUCCCGUUGACAGGAGAGGUAUUCACCAUCUGACGAUUUUAGGUUUUGUCCUGAAGUCCUUUGAGGUGUCUCAGACCCCGAUUUUCUUGGAACCUCAUGCGGUGUGGAAGCUAAGUCUUGUCUACUGCACCCCUUCCCUAUCACCUGAGUCAAGCCGGCAUUUGUAAAUAUCCACCAGGGUCCAGGAUGGCCUAAAGCGCCCACCCCCUGGGUUGAUCUCCAGGCCCCAGCUCUUGCCUAUAACUAGCUAGCGGCCAUCCUGGGACCUGGGCAGCACAGGAACGUCUGACUUCCUCUGUGGCUUGGCUUCUGCCCAGGGCUCAGGGGUGGCUUCCUUUGGGGUCUCCAAGACUGAAAGAAAUUUGUCCCCUGUCAAGAAGCCUCGCAAUCAGGGUUCUGCUUCCUACUGCGUGUGGCUCUCUGGCCAAAGCCCACACACACCCUGGGCCAGGCCCCAGAAAGUGUGCCUUGGGAAAACUUAGCCUAGAGAAACCCCGAGAGUCUCGCAUUUAGAAAUGGGAAGGGUACGCCCAUGAUCUGAACAAGUGAAACCGAAGCCGGGUUUGAUGGACUGAAGAGAAGCGGACUGUAGGCAAGGCUUGGGGAGGGUGAAGGAUGGCUCAGGCAAGGGACAAAAUCAGCCUCCUUCUUGGAAAGACCUGCUCUAGAAACUGCUGGCUGUUGAAGGGAGAAACGGCGUCAACUCAUCCUGCUCCACACAUGCGCAGACCCCUUGAGUUCCUCCGGUGUGUCCUCCCACCUCUCCAUCUCUGUUCUCUCUCUCAAGCCUGCCUCUCAGCAGUGCGCAAGGACUAAGGAGAACCAGGAAGUGAAAGGAGAUGGAAACAGAAGUAGACCGGCCUGUCCCCAACCAGUGGGGCAAAGUCUGAUGGUUCUCCGGUCACUGGAGCCAGGGAACCGCUUUCUUGCCUGAAGGAUUUCAUUUCUACUGAACUUGGGAACAAAUUCAUCCUCAGACUCCACAGCCAGAAAUGGAAGACAGUAGUAGUUCCUCCAAAGUAGAGGGGGGUUGAACGGCUGGAGAUGUGGCAAAGAACGUGGCCCUCUAGAGACAACUAUCUCCAAAUGCUUCUGAGAGCAGGUGUGCAAAUGGAACCACACAGCUUAUGGGAGCACUUAGCCCGUGACAGGCGCGUAGUAGGUCUUCAAUAAACCAUAUUUGACCA